Molecule: messenger RNA, 1251 nt
Organism: Lizanozyma spartinae
Lineage: Eukaryota; Fungi; Ascomycota; Pichiomycetes; Serinales; Debaryomycetaceae
Gene: PGK1
Product: phosphoglycerate kinase
Exons: 1
Coding region: 1-1251 (416 amino acids)
Biological process (GO): gluconeogenesis; glycolytic process
Cellular component (GO): cytosol
Molecular function (GO): ADP binding; ATP binding; phosphoglycerate kinase activity
Source: RefSeq, a predicted model, not a curated record
AUGUCAUUGUCUAAUAAGUUGUCCGUUAAGGAUUUGGAUGUCGCUGGCAAGCGUGUCUUCAUCAGAGUUGAUUUUAAUGUCCCAUUGGAUGGUACCACCAUCACCAACAACCAACGUAUUGUGGCUGCUUUACCAACCAUUGAAUAUGUUUUAUCCAAGAGUCCAAAGGCCGUGAUUUUGGCCUCUCAUUUGGGUAGACCAAACGGUGAGGCUGUUUCCAAAUACUCUUUGGCUCCAGUUGCUACUGAAUUGGAAAAGUUGUUGAAACAAAAGGUUACUUUCCUUAAGGAUUGUGUUGGUCCUGAAGUUGAAGAAGCCGUUAACUCUGCUGCUCCAGGCUCUGUUAUUCUUUUAGAAAACUUGAGAUUCCACAUUGAAGAAGAGGGUUCUCAAAAGAAGGAUGGUGAAAAGAUUAAGGCUUCAAAGGAAGAUGUUGCUAAAUUCAGAAAGCAAUUGACUUCUCUUGCUGAUGUUUACGUUAACGAUGCCUUUGGUACUGCCCACAGAGCUCAUUCCUCAAUGGUUGGUUUCGAACUUCCACAAAAAGCAGCUGGUUUCCUUAUGGCUAAGGAAUUGGAAUACUUUGCUAAGGCUUUGGAAAACCCCGUUAGACCAUUCUUGGCUAUUCUUGGUGGUGCUAAGGUUUCUGACAAGAUUCAAUUGAUUGACAACCUUUUGGAUAAGGUUGAUAUCUUGAUUGUUGGUGGUGGUAUGGCCUUUACCUUCAAGAAGGUUCUUGACAAUGUUCCAAUUGGUGACUCUCUUUUCGAUGAAGCUGGUGCUAAAAAUGUUCAUAACUUGGUUGAAAAGGCCAAGAAGAACGGUGUUAAGUUGGUUCUCCCAGUUGAUUUCGUCACUGCUGAUAAGUUUGACAAGGAUGCUCAAACUGGCGUUGCUACUGAUAAGGAAGGUAUUCCAGACCACUGGAUGGGUUUGGAUGCUGGUCCAGAAUCCAGAAAGUUGUUCUCUGAAGCUGUUGCAGAAGCCAAGACCAUUGUCUGGAACGGUCCACCAGGUGUUUUCGAAUUUGAUAAGUUUGCUGCUGGUACCAAGUCAUUGUUGGACGAUGUUGUCAAGUCUGCUGAAGCUGGUAACACUGUUAUCAUUGGUGGUGGUGACACUGCUACUGUUGCUAAGAAGUUUGGUGCAGUUGAAAAGUUGUCUCAUGUUUCUACUGGUGGUGGUGCUUCUUUAGAAUUGUUGGAAGGUAAAGAAUUGCCAGGUGUAGUUGCCAUCUCCGACAAGAAAUAA